AUGAGCAUCUCAUUCCAUCGGAAGGUUCGCCUAGCGGUGGCAACUCUCAACAAUUGGGCACUCGAUUUUCAAGGAAACUAUGAAAGAAUCAAGAAAACUUGUGAGGAAGCUCACAGAUUGGGCGCCCGUCUUCGUGUCGGUCCCGAACUCGAAAUUCCUGGAUAUGGUUGUGCUGAUCAUUUCUUCGAACUUGACACCGAGUUACACUCUUGGGAAAUCCUGAAGCGUCUCGUUCAGGAUUCAUUGGCAUGGCCAACUCUUGUGGUUGUGACUGGAAUGCCGAUUCGACGAGAUGGUCUCCUCUACAAUUGUUGUGUCGCGUUUUCUAAUGGAAAACUGCUACUCAUUCGGCCGAAAAUCACUCUCUGUGAUGAUGAUGUUUACCGAGAGUCAAGAUGGUUUGUGCGAUGGAACCAACGAGGAGUGACCGAAACACUGAAGAUUCUCCCAGAAUUCAGAUUCAACGAGGAAGAGGUGCCAUUUGGAGAUGGAGUCCUUCGAACAGUCGACAAUGUCACCAUCGGAUUUGAGAUUUGUGAGGAAUUGUGGACAGCGAACAGCUCCCAUGUGCAUCUUGGACUUCGUGGUGUCGAUAUCAUUGUGAAUAGCUCGGGAAGUCAUCAUAUUUUGGGGAAAAGUUGUUAUCGCUUGAAUCAACUCAUUCUCGGAUCAACUGGAAAAGUUGGUGGCGUCUAUUUAUUUGCAAAUCAUCGAGGCUGUGACGGAGAUCGAGUGUAUUACGAUGGAAUGAGCAGUAUCUCACAGAAUGGAAAACUUUAUGCUCAAAUUAACCAAUUUGACAUCGAGGAUACGUGCCUUGCAACAGCUUUGAUCGAUCUGAAUCGUAAUGUCACUUAUCGAUCACGACUUGCGAGUAUGAGAAAUGAGGCAGCUUCUCGUCCAUUCCUUUCGUCAACGACCAUUGAGAACACUCUAAUUGAUCAUGAACUUGAUCCAACUGAAUCACUGACUGAACCAAUCGUAACUAGACAGAAAAGCCCAACUGAAGAGCUUUGUGAGGGACCGCCAGCCUGGCUUUGGCAUUAUUUGAGAAGAAGCAAAGCGGCUGGUUUCUUUUUACCGCUUUCCGGUGGCUCUGACUCUUCAGCAGUGGCUGUAAUGGUUCGUUUAAUGUGUGACAAGGUGUGUGCUGCAGUGAAAAAUCGACGACUCACUGACGGUGGAGACGAUCCAGCUUAUUAUCUGAAUGGGAAACUCGUGGGAGAAGAUCCGGCUGCACUUUGCAAUCAAAUUCUUCACACAUGCUACAUGGCCAGUGAGCAUUCAAGUACCGAGACUCGAGCUUGUGCCGAUGGACUCGCGAAACAAAUUAAUUGCUCGCAUUCGGGAUUGUUCAUCGAUACCGCAGUGAGCGCCUUGUUGGGCAUUUUCAAACUUGCCUACAACUUCAUGCCCAGCUUCACGAGUGUCGAUAAUCGAGAAUCGAUGGCUUUACAAAAUGUGCAAGCUCGGGUGCGAAUGGUUCUCGCGUACCUUUGUGCUCAAUUAGCUUUGGCGGCUCGUGGAUCACCGGGAGGGUUACUUGUUCUUGGAACGGCUAAUGUCGAUGAAAGUCUUGUUGGCUAUCUGACAAAAUACGAUUGCUCAUCAGCGGAUAUCAACCCGAUUGGCUCGAUUUGUAAGACGGAUUUGAGACUUUUCCUCAACCACGCAUACGACAAUUUCGGAUUGACGGCACUGCGAUAUGUCAUCGACGCAGCGCCAACCGCUGAACUUCGGCCACUCGUUGAAGGGAAAAUCGCUCAAACUGAUGAGGAAGAUAUCGGAUUAACAUAUGAAGAGUUGUCGAUUGUGGGAAAGCUGAGAAAGCCGGGAUGCAUGGGCCCAUAUGCAAUGUUUAACGCGUUGAUCUCGAUGUGGCAUAACAAGUACACAUAUGAUGAGAUUGCCGAGAAAACGAUUCUCUUCUAUAGACGAUAUGCCAUCAAUCGCCAUAAGGCCACCGUAUCGACACCGGCUUAUCAUGCCGAAUCGUACAGCUGUGAUGAUCAUCGGAAUGAUCAUCGACCUUUUCUCUAUCCUGAUUUUCAAUAUCAAUUUGAGCUCAUCAGAAAGAAGGCUCAAGAGCUCAAAGGGAAAAAGCCACGCAAU
Molecule: messenger RNA, 2112 nt
Organism: Mesorhabditis belari
Lineage: Eukaryota; Metazoa; Nematoda; Chromadorea; Rhabditida; Rhabditidae
Source: the annotation of a GenBank genome assembly